AUGUUUUUGAUGAAUGGUGCGUUUUAUGAAUGGGACAGACCAGAGCACCUGAUCUGCAAGUUCACCAAUGGUGAUGGCAAGGGCCAUUUCCGCCGCCUCCAGCAGCCAAAUCCAGCUUUCCAAGGAAACACUAGAACAGUGUCUGCCGUGCUGUUUGGACUUUUUCGAGUAGAAGAGAUCACCAUGCCUGCCGUCUUCGAUAAAGAUCUCCAAGAUGUCUUGCUCAUCGCCAACCCUCAUCCAGCUUUGCGGAAUACCGAAGGACAAUAUCUAAUGUCAACAUCAUUUUGGCUCUGCUUGAGCAGAAAUCGAGAAUUCCUACAUGGCUCUUUGACGAUGAACAUCCAGAUCCGCCACCGAUAUUUGGCUUGUGGCAUGUUACUCUACGCCGCUAUCUCAAUCUAG
Molecule: messenger RNA, 405 nt
Organism: Mollisia scopiformis
Lineage: Eukaryota; Fungi; Ascomycota; Leotiomycetes; Helotiales; Mollisiaceae
Exons: 1
Coding region: 1-405 (134 amino acids)
Source: RefSeq, a predicted model, not a curated record